Messenger RNA from Ylistrum balloti, 477 nucleotides. RefSeq lists its product as uncharacterized. Lineage: Eukaryota; Metazoa; Mollusca; Bivalvia; Pectinida; Pectinidae. The record is from RefSeq and is a predicted model, not a curated record. The transcript has 4 exons. Bases 1 to 477 code for a protein of 158 amino acids.
AUGAACGGUCUCACCUUAGCAGUUAUUAUGGCGGUUUGUGUUGGGGCAACUUUUGCCAACACCUUUCCUCCCAGCUACGAUGCACAGGAUGAUGAUUGGGACGGAUAUCCCAUGCAGCCAAUAAGGACCCACCAGAUGGUCACGGGCUACAGGGCACCCGUCAGUAAAGGCUUCGUGGCCACUAUUAACCCUGGAUAUCUCCGGAAUGGUUUCGUCGGAGUGACACCAGUUGGAAACCCUUUCGUCAGAUCAGGACUCUCUAGGGUUUUGAGACAUCAGGGCACCGCCUUGUACCCAACAAUCCAUCAGAAAGUUGUGUACCCAACAGCAGGCAGACGUUACAAGAGAUCAACCGGCACUUACAGAUCAAACAGAUAUGACAGUGGACUACAAUACCCAGGACUUUUCCCCCGCUAUCGCCAAUAUCCCCGAAGAUACCCUUCUUACCCCACAUUUCCCACACAUGGAGGUUAUUAA